GCCUGGAAUACGGGAAAAGAUCGGAAAAACCCUUAAAAGUCGGGUUAUUAUGGUACCCCGACGGGGUGCCCUCCAGUAAAGUAUUUACACAAUAGCUGCCAACAGCUGGAUUGCCUAUCUAGGUAGGUUUUUACACUGAGUACACUGAGUUCGGCACAAGAUUUACGUAACAUAUUAAAGAUUCACUUCCAAAUCUCUAACGAGUUAAUAGCCUCUGCUUAAGCUGGUACCUAUGAUCUCUGAACAUAAGACAUCCAAUAGUUAUAGGUCAAGACGACAAAUAUAAGGCAAGGAGAUCUAAACGGGAAUCGGAAAGAUGCUAGAACGAUAUCACCUAUCAUGGUCUAUUACGACGAUGAAAAGACAUAAUUUCCGGGGAUGCUUCACGUAUUUGGUUUUACCUUUUCCGGUACCAUGAUUGUACGUCAAUGGUUCGUGUGGGAUGGGCAUAAGAUGCUUCGAUAUAGGUAUAGCUCAGGGGGGAAAGAGGACCGACCCACGUGAUAAUUAUACAGAAAUCGACAGGGGAUGAGGGGACUCUUUUUUCAUAUUUCAUAUUCACGAGCCAACCACAUCUACCUUGACAACUUCAUGGCUCUCCCACAUUUUACCUUUCCCACAUCCCACAUCCCGAUACCUUAACCUUAAUCACCCAUACUGUCAAACAUCUUCCCUAACUAAUACGCCUUGCAUUACGCCAUGCUCGAGGACGGAUCCGUGCAAGACGUGGUCCUGGUGACCCAGCUACCAUCGGACUCAUGGUUUGAAGGGUUCGCUCUGCGCCCCAAUGGCAAAAUCCUCACUUCCCGACUAGACGAGCCGGAGCUAUACACAUUUUAUGCGGAGGACCCGGACUCAACACCGGAGCUAAUAUACAAUUUCGAAGAGCACGCCAAUGGCUUAAUCAACGUGUGCCCAUUACCGGGCGGCCACGACACUUACCUCGUCCUAUCGGCUAUCGUCGACCUAGUUAACAUAACAUUCGAGGAAUUUAUCGUAUGGCGCGUGCAGCUUAGCCCCGACGACAGCAGUCCGCCCGAGGUGACAAAAGUGUGCGACAUUCAAAACACGGGCUUUUCGAUUGGCCUCAUCCCAGUUACAGAACGCAUAUUCUUAGUACCGGAUUCGUUUAAGAAUUGUAUCUGGCGCUUAGACAUACAGACGGCCGAGGUGUCCUUAUUUGUCGCCGACGAUACUAUGAAGGCUCCUCCCGGCGAGGGCAAUUUCUUCGGCCUGAACCGAAUGCGCAUCACCAAGGAAUUCCUAUGGUUUACGAAUACGAGUGCCGGUAUGCUAUGUCGUAUACCGAUUGAGCUCGACGAGUCGGAGGGUAUUCGCACGACAGGGGGCGUGCAGAUAGUGGCGGACGACAUUCCUCACUGCGACGGAUUGACCCUGUCGCGAGAUCAAACUUCCGUUUACACGGUCAGCUAUAUGGAUGGGCACGUAUGGAAAGUCAGCGUCGACCCCGAAACGGGCAAGGCCACGACGAGUGUUGUUAUGCGAAGCCUAGCAUCGCCGACAGCAGUCGAAUUAUACUACUUCGACGACAAACCAAAGAUGUACAUCGUGUGCUGCGGAGAGAUCGAGAUGAACUGGUUCGUGCAAGAUAGCCAAAACCCUUGGAGUGCGAUCGCGAACAUCAACUCGGCAGUGACCGUAACUGCGGUUACGGUGGAGGAGACGAUCGAGUAGGCUUGUGGAUGGCGCAUCUGGGAGGGAACCGGUGUUCGAUUUGGUUUUGCAUGCUAGCGCGCAUCUAUGAUCUAUGUAAUGACUAGCCUUACAUUUUACUUAUACCCCUGUGGCGUGUCCUAACUACUCAUACGCACAUUACAAGAUAGCAUCUAAUGAAGAAGAAAAGAAAUCUUCAGAUUCAAAUCCACAAGUCC
This is a messenger RNA of Annulohypoxylon truncatum, 1892 nucleotides long. RefSeq lists its product as uncharacterized. The transcript has a single exon. Bases 700 to 1695 code for a protein of 331 amino acids. The record is from RefSeq and is a predicted model, not a curated record. NCBI's taxonomy places the organism in Eukaryota, Fungi, Ascomycota, Sordariomycetes, Xylariales, Hypoxylaceae.